AUUCCUCUCCGGUCCAUCAUACAUUCCUCUCCUUCCAUCUAAAGUGACGAUCUUUGUAGGGUUUGAAUUAUCUGGGUGAAAAAAGUUUAGAUUUUUUACAAUUUUUUUAAGCUUUGGUUUGGUUAAGCAGAGAGAGAGAGAUGGAGGCGGAGGUGAUCGAAGCAGAGCUAGUAUUGCCAACUUACAUGAGUUUCAAGAGAGUGCAGAUGUAUGAAAAGUACCCAAAAGGCCAAUCAAGAGGUAGGCACUGGAAACAUGUUAAGCAAAUUCUUCAAGCUGAGAAUUACCAGAAUUAUCCUCCUGAUGAACCCACCUAUGUUAACAUUGAGUCACCGCCCUCUAUGCAUCCUUGCAGGAGACUUUGCGAUAUAACAGGAUACGAGGCACCUUAUUAUGAUCCGAGGACGAAUCUCCGUUAUGCUAAUGCUGAAGUCUUCAAGCUUGUAAGAUCGCUUCCUAAUGAGUAUGUACAGAGAUAUCUAGCUCUGAGAAAUGCAGCAGUUGUUCUCAAGUGACCUGCGAAUUUUCAGGCCGUCUAUAUCCGCCAUUUGUUUCCAAAUCCAAGAAGAACAAUUGUGUUAAACCAUUUCUUGUUUGUGUUGAAUGUAUUAAGCAAUGUUAAACUCCAAAACAACCUUGAAACAAGUUCUUCACAAAGUGCCUCACUUUCACUUCAUUCUGUGCAAUUCUAUUUGUUUCUUAUUGUGGCCAGAUUUUAUACAAGAAUCCUAUUCAUGAA
Molecule: messenger RNA, 739 nt
Organism: Mangifera indica (mango)
Lineage: Eukaryota; Viridiplantae; Streptophyta; Magnoliopsida; Sapindales; Anacardiaceae
Product: chromatin-remodeling complex subunit ies6
Exons: 3
Coding region: 141-515 (124 amino acids)
Biological process (GO): chromatin remodeling
Cellular component (GO): Ino80 complex
Source: RefSeq, a predicted model, not a curated record